AUGAACGUCAGCAAAGUGAACCACAGUUCCUCUGACAACAUAAGUUUGGAUGGGCCAGUAGAAGACCUGAACCUCCUGCCUAGUCUCCAGACCCAGUGGAUGGUGGCCAUGGUCAUCUACAUAGUGGUCUUUGUGGUGGGCGUCCCGGGCAACGCGCUGGUACUGUGGGUGACAGUGUCGGAAACCCGGAGGUCUGUUAAUGCCAUCUGGUUCCUCAACCUGGCUGUGGCCGACCUCCUCUCCUGCCUGGCGCUGCCCAUCCACAUCAUGACCGCCCUCAAGCAAGGCAACUGGCUUUUAGGUGACGCGGCCUGUCACAUCCUGAUCGUGCUCUUCUUCUUCAACCUCUACGCCAGCGUCAUUCUCCUCACCACCAUCAGCGCCUACCGCUUCCUCAUGGUCUACAAGCCCAUCUGGUGCCAGAAGUACCGCGUGGCCCGACGUGCCUGGCAGGCCAGUGGCGUGGCCAGUGGCGUGGCCUGGAUGCUGGCUCUAGUGCUCAGCAUCCCGUACUUCGUUUUCGGAGUAUUCUUUGAGGACUUAAUUACCAAAGAGUCUUUUUGCGAUGUGGCCUUUGACCUGGGCGGUCCAAAGCUCGAGGUUGCUAUCAUCAUGACACUCUUUGUCCUGACUUUCCUAGUCCCCCUGGUCACGAUGAGCGUCUGCUACACUUUGCUCCUACUUCGAACUUGGCGACGAAAGGCCACACGCUCCACCAAGACCCUCAAGGUGGUGGUGGCCGUGGUGACCAGCUUCUUCGUCUUCUGGCUGCCCUACCAGCUUUCCAACAUCCUUUUGAUCUUUUACCGCAGGCUCUCCACCCCCAACAGGAAGCUAGUCAAUUCCCUGUACGAAAUUGGGAUGGCCCUAGCUUUGGUCAACUGCUGCAUCAACCCCAUUAUCUAUGUGGCCGCUGCCCGGGGCCUCCACAUCCGGGUCUUCAAGUUCCGGCCUGGCCGGCUGCGUCAACUGCUGACCGAAGACUAG
Messenger RNA from Suncus etruscus (white-toothed pygmy shrew), 987 nucleotides. RefSeq names its product C5a anaphylatoxin chemotactic receptor 1-like. Gene Ontology annotation, molecular function: G protein-coupled receptor activity; complement component C5a receptor activity. The coding region runs from base 1 to 987 and encodes 328 amino acids. The transcript has a single exon. Gene Ontology annotation, cellular component: plasma membrane. NCBI's taxonomy places the organism in Eukaryota, Metazoa, Chordata, Mammalia, Eulipotyphla, Soricidae. Gene Ontology annotation, biological process: positive regulation of cytosolic calcium ion concentration; complement receptor mediated signaling pathway; chemotaxis. The record is from RefSeq and is a predicted model, not a curated record.